CCGCGAAACUCGGCGGCUGAGCGUGGAGGUUCUUGUCUCCCCUGGUUUGUGAAGUGCGGAAAACCAGAGGCGCAGUCAUGUCGGGAUUCGACGAUCCUGGCAUUUUCUACAGCGACAGCUUCGGGGGCGACGCCCAGGCCGACGAGGGGCAGGCCCGCAAAUCGCAGCUGCAGAGGCGCUUCAAGGAGUUCCUGCGGCAGUACCGAGUGGGCACCGACCGCACGGGCUUCACCUUCAAAUACAGGGAUGAACUCAAGCGGCAUUACAACCUGGGGGAGUACUGGAUUGAGGUGGAGAUGGAGGAUCUGGCCAGCUUUGAUGAGGACCUGGCCGACUACUUGUACAAGCAGCCAGCCGAGCACCUGCAGCUGCUGGAGGAAGCUGCCAAGGAGGUAGCUGAUGAGGUGACCCGGCCCCGGCCUUCUGGGGAGGAGGUGCUCCAGGACAUCCAGGUCAUGCUCAAGUCGGACGCCAGCCCUUCCAGCAUUCGUAGCCUGAAGUCGGACAUGAUGUCACACCUGGUGAAGAUCCCUGGCAUCAUCAUCGCGGCCUCUGCGGUCCGUGCCAAGGCCACCCGCAUCUCUAUCCAGUGCCGCAGCUGCCGCAACACCCUCACCAACAUUGCCAUGCGCCCUGGCCUCGAGGGCUAUGCCCUGCCCAGGAAGUGCAACACAGAUCAGGCUGGGCGCCCCAAAUGCCCAUUGGACCCGUACUUCAUCAUGCCCGACAAAUGCAAAUGCGUGGACUUCCAGACCCUGAAGCUGCAGGAGCUGCCUGAUGCAGUCCCCCACGGGGAGAUGCCCAGACACAUGCAGCUCUACUGCGACAGGUACCUGUGUGACAAGGUCGUCCCUGGGAACAGGGUUACCAUCAUGGGCAUCUACUCCAUCAAGAAGUUUGGCCUGACUACCAGCAGGGGCCGUGACAGGGUGGGCGUGGGCAUCCGAAGCUCCUACAUCCGUGUCCUGGGCAUCCAGGUGGACACAGAUGGCUCUGGCCGCAGCUUUGCUGGGGCCGUGAGCCCCCAGGAGGAGGAGGAGUUCCGUCGCCUGGCUGCCCUCCCAAAUGUCUAUGAGGUCAUCUCCAAGAGCAUCGCCCCCUCCAUCUUUGGGGGCACAGACAUGAAGAAGGCCAUUGCCUGCCUGCUCUUUGGGGGCUCCCGAAAGAGGCUCCCUGAUGGACUUACUCGCCGAGGAGACAUCAACCUGCUGAUGCUAGGGGACCCUGGGACAGCCAAGUCCCAGCUUCUGAAGUUUGUGGAGAAGUGUUCUCCCAUUGGGGUAUACACGUCUGGGAAAGGCAGCAGCGCAGCUGGACUGACAGCCUCGGUGAUGAGGGACCCUUCGUCCCGGAAUUUCAUCAUGGAGGGCGGAGCCAUGGUCCUGGCCGAUGGUGGGGUCGUCUGUAUUGACGAGUUUGACAAGAUGCGAGAAGAUGACCGUGUGGCAAUCCACGAAGCCAUGGAGCAGCAGACCAUCUCUAUCGCCAAGGCUGGGAUCACCACCACCCUGAACUCCCGCUGCUCCGUCCUGGCUGCUGCCAACUCAGUGUUCGGCCGCUGGGAUGAGACGAAGGGGGAGGACAACAUUGACUUCAUGCCCACCAUCUUGUCGCGCUUCGACAUGAUCUUCAUCGUCAAGGAUGAGCACAAUGAGGAGAGGGAUGUGAUGCUGGCCAAGCAUGUCAUCACUCUGCACGUGAGCGCACUGACACAGACACAGGCUGUGGAGGGCGAGAUUGACCUGGCCAAGCUGAAGAAGUUUAUUGCCUACUGCCGAGUGAAGUGUGGCCCCCGGCUGUCAGCAGAGGCUGCAGAGAAACUGAAGAACCGCUACAUCAUCAUGCGGAGCGGGGCCCGUCAGCACGAGAGGGACAGUGACCGCCGCUCCAGCAUCCCCAUCACUGUGCGGCAGCUGGAGGCCAUUGUGCGCAUCGCGGAAGCCCUCAGCAAGAUGAAGCUGCAGCCCUUCGCCACAGAGGCAGAUGUGGAGGAGGCCCUGCGGCUCUUCCAAGUGUCCACGUUGGAUGCUGCCUUGUCCGGUACCCUGUCAGGGGUGGAGGGCUUCACCAGCCAGGAGGACCAGGAGAUGCUGAGCCGCAUCGAGAAGCAGCUCAAGCGCCGCUUUGCCAUUGGCUCCCAGGUGUCUGAGCACAGCAUCAUCAAGGACUUCACCAAGCAGAAAUACCCGGAGCACGCCAUCCACAAGGUGCUGCAGCUCAUGCUGCGGCGCGGCGAGAUCCAGCAUCGCAUGCAGCGCAAGGUUCUCUACCGCCUCAAGUGAGUCGCGCCGCCUCACUGGACUCAUGGACUCGCCCACGCCUCGCCCCUCCUGCCGCUGCCUGCCAUUGACAAUGUUGCUGGGACCUCUGCCUCCCCACUGCAGCCCUCGAACUUCCCAGGCACCCUCCUUUCUGCCCCAGAGGAAGGAGCUGUAGUGUCCUGCUGCCUCUGGGCGCCCGCCUCUAGCGCGGUUCUGGGAAGUGUGCUUUUGGCAUCCGUUAAUAAUAAAGCCACGGUGUGUUCAGGUAUCUGUGGGUUUGUGCACUCGGUGACCUGUCACCUCCAUCGUGCCCUCAUGGCAGGGUAAGUGUGAGGGAACAGGGUCUGGAGGCAGACUGGCCAGGGUUUCUGACUUGGAUCUGCCACUCAGACUUCUGGGUAAGUCACGUGACUUGAGUGCUCCGGUUUCUUCAUCUGUUUAGCGGGGCUCAUAAAGCCACUCCCUUGAUGCUGGGAAUCCAGUGAGACCAGGGAGUGGGGAAGCGCUUCUCAAAGUGUGUGAUUUUGAUCCGCCUCACCUGUUCCCCAGUAACUUAUUGGGGGGCUGCGAGCCGUGGUGCGGCGGUCAGACUGCCUGGAUUCAUGGACCCUCUCCAUGCCUUAGUUUCCUUAUCUGUAAGCAGGCUGAUACUAGAACCUGCUUCACAGGGUUGUGCUUAGGGUCAGUGAGCAGCUGUUAGUGAGGGGAAUGUAGUGGCCACCAGGCAGGAACUAGGACUCCAGCCAGUUCUUUCCUGGUGGGCCACGUGUAACUGUGUGGCCUUGGGCGAGACAUUUCACUUUUCUGUGCCUGAGUUUAUCAGUAAACUGGAGAUGGGGGGAUUCCUCACCCUGAGUUGUGAGGAUUGAAUGACAGAAGGCACUAGUGACAGUGAUGCUGGAGGAAGGAGUGUUGCCAAGUGCCUCGGUCACUUUGCCUAAUUUCAGAAAGUCACUCUGAGUUGGUAUGUUUUGUGUUUUUAAAAAAGCUAGGAUUCAUAAAAUUAAAUAGAAAUCAGUGAAAUAAAAUAUUUGAUAUUUAAAAUACAUUUAGAAAUACAAAGUGUCAAGCAAAACGUGAAUUUGGAAAUCUAUGGAACAUUAGAUAAGGUAUUUAAAAGUAAUUGCCAUGUAAAAAUGACACGAACUUGAAGUAAGAUUAUUUGAUUUUUCUAAAAAUACAAGAAAGCUUGGUGCA
Molecule: messenger RNA, 3458 nt
Organism: Homo sapiens (human)
Lineage: Eukaryota; Metazoa; Chordata; Mammalia; Primates; Hominidae
Gene: MCM5
Product: minichromosome maintenance complex component 5
Exons: 17
Coding region: 78-2282 (734 amino acids)
Biological process (GO): DNA replication initiation; DNA replication
Cellular component (GO): MCM complex; nucleus; CMG complex
Molecular function (GO): ATP hydrolysis activity; DNA binding; DNA replication origin binding
Source: RefSeq, marked reviewed